Messenger RNA from Stylophora pistillata, 1803 nucleotides. RefSeq names its product melatonin receptor type 1A-like. NCBI's taxonomy places the organism in Eukaryota, Metazoa, Cnidaria, Anthozoa, Scleractinia, Pocilloporidae. Gene Ontology annotation, molecular function: G protein-coupled serotonin receptor activity; neurotransmitter receptor activity. Gene Ontology annotation, biological process: G protein-coupled receptor signaling pathway, coupled to cyclic nucleotide second messenger; chemical synaptic transmission. Gene Ontology annotation, cellular component: plasma membrane; dendrite. The record is from RefSeq and is a predicted model, not a curated record.
CGUGAUCGGUCAUUUUCGAUUCAUUCGUGAUCGGUCAUUUUCGAUUCAUUCGUGAUCGGUCAUUUUCGAUUCAUUUGUGAUCGGUCAUCGUUUGUAUAGUGCCGCUGGUUUUUGUGACCCAACAAGAGAGUGAUCUAGGAUAAGUGAUUGAUUGUUACGCCGAACCGAGAGGAACAAGAAUUGCAUCACUACAGUGUUUCCUCAUCACCCAACGAAUUCAACUCAAGUAUGGUCGGAAAUACCUCAACCAAUGGAACCGAACCUGAAAAUGAGUUUAAAUUUCUGACUUCACCGCUGAUUGUUCUGAUGUCUUUCAUGUGCCUGUUAAUUGUUUUCGAAAAUGGUCUUAUAAUCUUUUUAAUGUGCAGAAAGAGGAUAUUGAGAACACUCACCAACAUGUUUCUUACUUCACUAGCACUUUCAGAUCUUACAUCGGGUCUAGUGAGAAUGCCUCUGUUCUUCAUUUGCUCUUUGGACACCCAUUCGCUCCAUGUCUGUGUGGCCUCCACCGUAUUUACUCGAUUGACAGCCAUCUCCUCAGUUUGUCAUGUCCUGCUCAUCGCUGCAGACCGCUAUGUCUUUAUUGUUCAUGAUAUGAAGUACCGUGUUUUUGUAACAAAGAGACGAGCAAUGGCUGCCACCCUUGCCGUGUGGCUGAUUUCAAUUCUAGCGUCUGUCGUUCAGUUGUCUUGGUAUAUUUUUCACGGAAUCGAGUUCAGCGAUCGACCCGCCUUUAUUUAUGAUCUAAACAAACAGUACGCCCUUGCGUGCAUCGUGCUGUUCUUUGCUGGUCCUUUUUUGUUAAUAUUUUACAUAUAUGGACGCAUUUUUUAUAUUUCCUAUGAACUCAACAAAAAUGACCGCAAGAGGAUCAAAACUUAUAAUUAUAAGCUGCCCACUGGAUCUUUGCGUCAUGAGUGGCGGGGUCGUAGCAUACUGUUGAUCACGAUGAUAAUUUUUGGCGGCUGUUGGCUGCCUUAUUUCUUCACGGUGUUACAUGAUCAUUCUAGUUCGUCAGAUGAUUCUACCAUACCAUUAUGGUCUCAGCGUCUGCAAACUUGCCUUGGUUUUUUACCAAUGAUGUUAAACCCGAUUUUGUGUACUUUGGCAAAGAAGGAUUUUCGUCACGCAUUCAAGGAGAUUGUAAUAGGUCGAAGAUCUUCGCGUCAUUUUAAUCAAGAUAUUUCUCUACAGACAACCCGCGAGAGAUUCAGAACUAUAGAUAGUGAAUCUGAACGAACCUGAAAGAAAUAAGAUCUGUGGGUUUUGCUCUCGGAGAAGUUUACUUAACUUUGACAGUUUUGAUCAGAAAACACUUACGAAAAUGACACUUGCAUCGUACGUUGAAAGGAAAGUGGCGCACAAAUAUCAAUUUACUUAUUUACACUACAAUAAUCAAGGGGCAAAAAAGCAUUUGCAAAUCCUUUUAAGUAUAUAUCACCAUCCUGUUGUGGAUCUCUGUCUUUGGAAUGUGAAUUUUUAGGCUGCCGAUUCUAACGAAACGAAGCAAAUUUAAACGAAAAUAUAUUUCAAUCGUCGGAAACAACGAAUUUCCAUUGUCAGCUAAAUACCAGACGUUUGGUAUUUCGUUCGAGGGAGUGACUGAUGCUUCCUGUUCAGAAUUUGGAGCUCCUCUUUGGAAAAGAUCAGAAACGAAUGAAUAAAAGACAAAUGAAUAAAGGGGGUAAGUUUCAAAGAAACUGUUGUGCUGCGCAACAAGGUGUUACGGUGUUACUGGUGCUGGGGGUAACAAGGUGAUUUGGUAACAUCAACUAAGUUGACAUUGUAAAUUGGCCACCGUAA